Molecule: messenger RNA, 1004 nt
Organism: Ipomoea triloba (trilobed morning glory)
Lineage: Eukaryota; Viridiplantae; Streptophyta; Magnoliopsida; Solanales; Convolvulaceae
Product: chlorophyll a-b binding protein 5, chloroplastic
Exons: 2
Coding region: 78-875 (265 amino acids)
Biological process (GO): photosynthesis, light harvesting in photosystem I; response to light stimulus
Cellular component (GO): chloroplast thylakoid membrane; chloroplast envelope; plastoglobule
Source: RefSeq, a predicted model, not a curated record
CUAUUCACUUCAUCCAUUCGCAACUGCAUACCAUCAACUCCAAUAGAAAGUAGCUAAGAAGAGCAGAAGAAUCAUCAAUGGCGAGUUGCGGUAUCCAACAAUCAGCAUUUGCUGGGCAGGCUGCCUUGAAGUCCCAGACCGAUCUCCUCCGCAAGGUCGGCAGCUCCGGUAGUGGUCGCUUCACCAUGAGGCGUACCGUCAAAAGCGCUCCCCAGAGCAUCUGGUAUGGCCCGGACCGCCCCAAGUACUUGGGCCCAUUCUCGGAGCAAACUCCGUCAUACCUCACCGGCGAGUUCCCCGGCGACUACGGGUGGGACACCGCGGGGCUUUCGGCCGACCCAGAGACCUUCGCGAGGAACCGGGAGCUGGAGGUGAUCCACUCGCGGUGGGCCAUGCUGGGAGCUCUGGGCUGCGUGUUCCCAGAAAUCCUCUCCAAGAACGGCGUGAAGUUCGGCGAGGCGGUGUGGUUCAAGGCGGGAGCCCAGAUCUUCUCGGAGGGCGGGCUGGACUACUUGGGCAACCCGAACCUGAUCCACGCCCAGAGCAUCCUGGCCAUCUGGGCUUGCCAGGUGGUGCUGAUGGGGUUCGUGGAGGGAUACAGAGUGGGCGGCGGCCCGCUCGGCGAGGGGCUCGACAAGGUGUACCCGGGCGGCGCGUUUGACCCGCUGGGAUUGGCGGAUGACCCGGAGGCGUUCGCGGAGCUGAAAGUGAAGGAACUGAAGAACGGGCGUUUGGCUAUGUUCUCCAUGUUCGGGUUCUUCGUGCAGGCCAUUGUUACCGGGAAGGGCCCGAUUGAGAACCUCUUCGACCACGUUGCUGACCCAGUAGCUAACAAUGCUUGGGCCUAUGCCACAAACUUUGUACCCGGAAAGUGAAAUCACUGAUGAGUGAUGUCACUUAAUUUCCUCUUCUGCAUGUGAAUUUACCUUUCUGUUUCUGUUAAACUGUUAAAGUAAUGAAAAACUCCACUAUCUUGUAUGGUUAAUAUGGUUUCAUCCUCUUCA